Chondrus crispus (carragheen) is the source of this 999-nucleotide messenger RNA. RefSeq lists its product as hypothetical. Gene Ontology annotation, molecular function: dihydroorotase activity. The coding region runs from base 1 to 999 and encodes 332 amino acids. Gene Ontology annotation, cellular component: cytoplasm; cytosol. NCBI's taxonomy places the organism in Eukaryota, Rhodophyta, Florideophyceae, Gigartinales, Gigartinaceae. The transcript has a single exon. Gene Ontology annotation, biological process: 'de novo' pyrimidine nucleobase biosynthetic process; pyrimidine nucleotide biosynthetic process. The record is from RefSeq and is a predicted model, not a curated record.
AUGCUAAAAGUAGUUGCCCCGCUCACCGCCCGUCAGUUUCAGAGGGCGAUAAUCAUGCCAAAUCUCAAGCCCCCCGUCCGCACUCUACAAGAAGCCGCGCAUUAUAGGGAAAGGAUUAUGGAGGCCAUCCCGGGAGACAUUUCAUUUACCCCGCUCAUGACUCUGUACCUCACUGACCAGACGACUUCGGAAGAAAUAGAGGCCUCACACGCUUCGGGCUUUGUCAAAGCAUGCAAGUUGUACCCGGCUGGAGCAACCACAAACUCCGCAUUCGGUGUCACUUCUAUGGAAAAAGUGUCGACGGCGCUGAGAACCAUGGAGCAAGUGGGUAUGGUGCUGUGCAUUCACGGAGAAUCGACCGCUCCCGGCGUUGAUAUAUUUGACAAGGAAGCCGAAUUUGUCUCCGCCGUUCUGCCGAAAGUGCUCACAGAUUUUCCUAACCUGAAGAUCGUUUUAGAACAUGUGACCACCAUGCAAGCUGUCGACUUGGUUUUGAAAACCCCCGGAAACAGACUGGCCGCAACGAUCACGGCUCACCAUUUGCUGUAUUCUCGACAGGCUAUCUUUGAGGGAGCGAAAAUUCAUCCUCACAUGUUUUGUCUGCCCGUUCUGAAGAGAGAGUUGCACAGACAGGCUUUGUUGAAGGCUAUUUUGAACGACGCAGACGGGAAGCUUUUCGCAGGGACUGAUUCAGCCCCGCAUCCUGAAAGCUCUAAAAUUUGCUCAGAAGGAUGUGCUGGUAUAUUCACUGGACAUGCCGCCGUGGAGCUCUAUGCGGAAGCUUUCGAAGAAGCUGGUGCUCUCUUAAAGCUGGAAGCGUUCUUGAGUGAAAACGGAGCCAAAUUUUACGGUCUUGAUCUAAAUGACGAUAGGUUGACUCUACGGAAGUCUCCACAUGUGGGCCCCUUGAAAAUCAUCGUACCUGGAAGCGACCCGAUUGUUCCUCUCAGAAGUGGCCAGUCAAUCGCAUGGACUCUAUCAAGCGACGAGAACUCUUAG